AUGAGAAAUCUGAAGUAUGAAGAAGAUGACGAAGCACAAAGUAAAAGCAGUAAAAGUAAAAAUGUUAAAAAAAGAAAAAGAGGAGAUGAUGAUGAUGAUGAUGAAGAAGAAUCCAAAAACGAUGAAGCAGAAUCUGAAGUCGAUAAUGGAAGUGAUGAAGAGGGUAGUAGAGAACAUAAAAGAGCUAAAAAGAGAAGAUAUAUUUGUCAGGAUAAAGACGGGAAUUUUGUACCUUUGGCAUAUGUUUGUGCUGAUGUUUAUCACAAGAAAACAUGCAGGGCCCUUUUUCCCCAUGAUCCCGAUGAUCCACACGGCCGGCCACCAAAUUGUGAUUUAGAUGAAAUAAAAGAUGUAGUCUAUAAAUGUGCACAUCAUUGCAAAGUUUGUUGUAUGUUAGCUGCCUAUGGCUGUGGUGAUGAUCCUACUUAUGACUUUGAUUGUGAAUCACGUAAACAUUUGUGUGAAAAACUGCCUAAAUUGAUGAAUAUAGCCUGUCCCUCUAGUUGUGGAACAUGUCACAUAGGGCCCUGUAAAGAUACAGUAGAUGGCUGUAUUUCGAUGAGAUCAACAAUGUGUAAACACCACAAAGAAUUUAACAAAGAUUUACACGAAUGUGCCCGUUCAUGCAAACUUUGCACACCUAGAUGUGUCGAUUUAAGUGAUAAAUGUGCAGAAGCUGACCAAAGUGCUUGUCUACGCCCACCAGAUGAUAAACCAGAAGAAAAUGUUUAUUAUAAGGCAAUGUCUAGAGUUUGCCGUAAAUCUUGUAAUUUAUGUGAUGAACCAUUCGACGAUUUGGAGGAAUCUAAAUUGAUUGAAACAAAAUUAAAUAAUAAAAGAACAAGAGAAGAGGAUGAUGAUAUAAUUAGUGAAGUAAUUAAUGGUAAUGAUGAUGGAGAUGAAGUUGUGAGUAAAAGACGAAGAAUUAAUUCAAAUAAUGAUGAAAGUGAAAUGGAGGGGGAUAACGAUAAUGAUGAUAGUGGAGUUGAAGAUAAAUAA
Meloidogyne enterolobii is the source of this 999-nucleotide messenger RNA. The record is from the annotation of a GenBank genome assembly. NCBI's taxonomy places the organism in Eukaryota, Metazoa, Nematoda, Chromadorea, Rhabditida, Meloidogynidae.